This is a messenger RNA of Brassica napus (rape), 606 nucleotides long. RefSeq lists its product as uncharacterized. Lineage: Eukaryota; Viridiplantae; Streptophyta; Magnoliopsida; Brassicales; Brassicaceae. The record is from RefSeq and is a predicted model, not a curated record. The transcript has 3 exons. Bases 79 to 606 code for a protein of 175 amino acids.
GAGAUUUCAAGGAGAUCAGUUACUGGAGAAUCUCCUCAGAUUCAUAAAAAGCUUUUAUUUGCAGAGAGAGAGAGAGAGAUGAUCAGAAGGCAGAAGAAGACGGCCAAGGUGGUUACAGGGGUAAUGGGACUCUGCAUCCUUGCUUACAUUGCAGUACCGUCUUUGCAUUGGCAUCUCAACGAGACCAUUGAAGACUCUCUACAUUCCUCUUGUCCUCCUUGUGUAUGUGACUGUUCUUCUCAGCCUCUCCUCUCCAUCCCUGACGGAUUGAGCAAUCAUAGCUUCUUGGAUUGUAUGAGACGUGAGGAAGGGAGUGAAGAGAGCGAGAGUAGUUUCACAGAGAUGGUAGCUGAAGAGCUGAAGCUAAGAGAAGCACAAGCUCAAGAAGACGAAUGGCGUGCAGAUAGGUUGCUGCUAGAUGCUAAGAAAGCAGCGUCUCAGUAUCAGAAAGAAGCUGAUAAGUGCAGUAUGGGGAUGGAGACUUGUGAGCUAGCAAGAGAGAAGUCAGAGGCCACUCUAGACGAACAGAGAAGACUGUCUUACAUGUGGGAGCUUCGAGCUCGGCAAAAUGGCUGGAAAGAAGUUAUUUCCUCUAAUGAUCUCUAA